Messenger RNA from Plasmodium vinckei vinckei, 372 nucleotides. Its product is annotated as small nuclear ribonucleoprotein Sm D1, putative. The record is from RefSeq and is a predicted model, not a curated record. Gene Ontology annotation, cellular component: U5 snRNP; precatalytic spliceosome; U12-type spliceosomal complex. The coding region runs from base 1 to 372 and encodes 123 amino acids. Gene Ontology annotation, molecular function: RNA binding. NCBI's taxonomy places the organism in Eukaryota, Apicomplexa, Aconoidasida, Haemosporida, Plasmodiidae. Gene Ontology annotation, biological process: RNA processing; spliceosomal snRNP assembly. The transcript has a single exon.
AUGAAGCUAGUAACAUUUUUGAUGAAACUAACCAAUGAAAAUGUCACGAUCGAAUUAAAAAAUGGAACACUUAUAACUGGGGUUAUAACAGGAGUUGAUAUAAAAAUGAACACACAUAUGAAAAAUGUUAAAGUAGUAAUUAAAAAUAAAAAUGUUGGUGAAUAUAAUGCUAAUACAAAACAAUUUUUAUCAUUAGAUCAUGUAACUAUAAGAGGAAAUAAUAUAAGAUAUUAUAUUUUAUCAGAUAGUUUACCUCUUGAUACAUUAUUAGUAGAUGAUACUCCUAAAAAUAAAACAUCAAAGGAUAAAUCAUUUUCAAGCAAAGAUAAAGGAAGAGGAAGAGGUCGUGGAAGAAAAGUCCCAAGAAGAUAA